AUGGGGCACCACUUGCACCCCAACUCGGAAUCUGUCAUCAGAGCUAACCAUGAUAUUCUCGCUUCAGUCACCAGCAGUGCUGGUCGGCAAGAAGCAGCACUUAACCAUUACAGUAAAAGUUUUCAAGGUUUCUCAGCCAAGCUUACACCGUAUCAAGCUCAACAACUUGCUGAACAUGAUUCGGAUUCGGUGUUUGAGAGCAAGACAAACAAACUGAGCACAACACAUUCCUGGGAUUUUCUAGGCGUAGACUCUACCUUUGGUAACAAUCAAAUGCCAUCGGAUUCAAAAUCCGAUGUCAUUGUUGGUGUAAUCGACACUGGAGUUUGGCCCGAGUCAGAGAGCUUCAGUGAAGGACUCGGACCUGUGCCCGAAAAAUUCAAAGGACAGUGUACUGGACAGAAUUUUACAUUGGCAAACUGCAACAGAAAAAUCAUAGGAUCUCACUUCUACUAUCAUGGAUUUGAAGUAGAAAAUGGGCCUCUUGAGUCCUUUGCGCCUCUACCUUUCUUCAGAUCAGCGAGAGAUGCUGAUGGACAUGGGAGUCACACUGCCUCAACGAUAGCUGGAUCCACAGUAACUAAUGUCAGAUUCUUGGGAAUGGCCACAGGAACCGCAAGAGGCGGUGCACCGGGUGCCAGGCUUGCUAUUUACAAGGCAUGUUGGUUUGACUUGUGUAGUGAUGCAGAUAUUCUUUUAGCUCUGGAUGAUGCCAUUGGUGAUGGCGUUGAUGUUCUCUCCCUUUCCCUUGGUCCUGAUCCUCCACAGCCGACGUAUUUUGAAAAUGCAAUCUCCAUUGGAACUUUCCAUGCAUUCCAGAAAGGAAUACUUGUUUCUGCAUCAGCGGGGAACUCUGGUUUCCCUAGUACUGCAUGCAAUGUUCCUCCUUGGAUCCUCACUGUUGCUGCAAGCACUUUGGAUAGAGAAUUCCAUUCAAAUGUGCAUCUUGGAAAUUCACAAAUAUUAAAGGGUUCCUCUCUAAACCCACUGGAAAUGGAGUCGUCCUACAGUUUGAUAUCUGCAAGUGUUGCAGCUGCCUCUGGAGCCACAGCAAAGAAUGCAAGCUUCUGCAAGAACAGUACUCUAAAUGCAAGCUUAAUUAAGGGAAAAAUUGUUGUGUGUACCUUGACAUUUACUGAUAACAGAAGGGAGAAAAGCAUAGUUGUAAGACAAGGUGGUAGUGUAGGAAUGAUUCUUGUGGAUCCAUUUCUCAAAGAUGUUGGCUUUCAGUUUGUCAUCCCUGCCACUCUAAUUGGUCAAGAAGAAGCAGCACAGCUUCAAGCAUACAUGACAAAAACAAAGUAUCCAGUUGUUAGAAUAUCACAAACAACUACAAUUCGGAAAACCAAACCUGCACCAGAAAUGGCAGUGUUCUCUUCCAUGGGGCCAAACAUCAUAGCCCCAGACAUCAUCAAAGUUAGUUCUAUAAAAAAAUUCAUUUAUCUCCUUACCAAACAUGCUUGGUCUCCGGUCGCAACUACAGCUACAGCAGACAGGUCCGUCAAUUAUAACAUCAUUUCUAGCACAUCAAUGUCUUCACAUGUAUCUGCAGUUGCUGCAACUUUGAAAAUGUACCGACCUUCCUGGAGUCCAGCAGCCAUAAUGUCUUCUAUAAUGACUACAGCAACGGCCCAAGAUAACAACAAACUUCCUAUUGGGAGAGAUCCAAAUGGCAUCCCUACUACACCUUUUGACUAUGGAUCUGGACACAUUAACCCAGUUGCAGCAAUUGAUCCUGGACUUGUAUAUGAUUUUGAUUCCCAUGACAUAAUCAAUUUUCUCUGCAGCACCGGGGCUAGCCCUUUGCAACUGAAAAACCUCACGGGUAAUCUAAUUUAUUGCCAGAAGCCUUUUAUACCUUCCUACAAUUUUAAUUACCCAUCAAUUGGUGUGUCAACAAUGAGUGGAAGACUAUCUGUCCAACGAACAGUUACUUACUAUGGUAAAGGCCCAACGGUGUAUGCUGCAUAUGUAGACUAUCCAGAAGGUGUAAAUGUUACAGUUACACCAGCUAAACUCAAAUUUACAAAGACUGGGGAAAAUAUGUCUUUUAGUGUAGAUUUCACCCCUUUCAAGGACAGUAAUGGAAGCUUUGUGUUUGGAGCUCUGACAUGGAGUAAUGGUAUUCAGAAUGUCAGGAGUCCUAUUGGUCUUAAUGUGCAUUCAACAUAGAAACAAGAGCUCUACAACAAGUUUCAGAUACUAAAUUAUAUAAGACGAUUGCAUUUGUAAAUUGUCAUCUGAAGGAUAUGAGGGGAAAUGUAUUUGUAUCAGAUCGAAAGUUAAUAACUUAAUUGUUAGUUCCUAAAGACUUUCAUUUCAAAGCAUACUGAUAAAUUG
This is a messenger RNA of Argentina anserina (silverweed cinquefoil), 2340 nucleotides long. RefSeq names its product subtilisin-like serine-protease S. Gene Ontology annotation, biological process: proteolysis. The record is from RefSeq and is a predicted model, not a curated record. NCBI's taxonomy places the organism in Eukaryota, Viridiplantae, Streptophyta, Magnoliopsida, Rosales, Rosaceae. Gene Ontology annotation, molecular function: serine-type endopeptidase activity.